Messenger RNA from Perca fluviatilis (European perch), 1300 nucleotides. RefSeq names its product calcitonin/calcitonin-related polypeptide, alpha (gene calca). Lineage: Eukaryota; Metazoa; Chordata; Actinopteri; Perciformes; Percidae. Gene Ontology annotation, cellular component: extracellular region. The coding region runs from base 175 to 549 and encodes 124 amino acids. Gene Ontology annotation, molecular function: calcitonin receptor binding; hormone activity. The record is from RefSeq and is a predicted model, not a curated record. The transcript is spliced from 5 exons.
UAAAACAUUCGACUGGCCAAUAGACUACAAUCAAGUGCUCACUCACUUCAUACAGAAACCCACUGGGAACAUACAGUAUAUAAACCCUGCACUGUGGGGAAUGUUCAGCAGAUUCACAAGUGAGACUAUCGUUGAAUUCUUCAUUACCAGAAGAUCUACUAUCUCACGGGAAUCAUGAUAAUGCGCAAACUCUGGACUCUCCUCCUUGCCCAUGCACUGAUCAUUUGUCAGAUGUACGUCACACAGGCAGCUCCAUCCAGAACUAGUAAGGAGUCUAUGUCAGAUGGAAUCAUACUAUCGAAUGAUGAUGCCCAAAGGUUACUCCAAGCUAUCAAGGAGUUCAUGCAGAUAACUUCAGAUGAGCAAGACACAGCUGAUGGAAACAGUAAUGCAACAGCACAGAAGCGGGCAUGCAACACAUCCACCUGUGUAACCCACCGCUUGGCUGACUUCCUGAGUCGGUCAGGAGGACUGGGACACAGCAACUUCAUUCCCACCAACGUGGGUGCCCAGGCAUUUGGCAGACGGAAGAGGCGCGGCCCUAUGUGAGCACAAGAGCAGAUACAUGGACCAAGUGCCUCCUUUGAGUGAAAAAAACUGCAUCAUCAUCUACCUGCAAACACUUGGAAGCAGGAACUUAUACAGUAUUCUUCACAAACAUGGACUGAUCUUGCUUUCAGACUACAACCAGAAAGUUGGUAUAUCAUAUUCAUUGUUAGUCUGUGCUUAAAAACAGAGAAAUAACUAGCAUUGUUGUCAUCCUCAUUAGGGAAAGGUAACUAAGAAGAAAUUUUAUUUGCUAAGAGGGAUGAGAAUAGAUUUCUUCUCUGUCUUGGCUUGUGGCUCAACUGGUCUUCUGACCUGUAUCUACAGUACGGUGUGUCGAAACUGGAAGUCGCAUACGUUGCACUACCAACAAAACCUUCAACAACAGUGGCUGUCUUGUGUCUUGAUGUAAAACACUUCAUUACAUUUCAUUAAAGUGCACAAUGCAAGUGUGAAAAUGUACUUGGAAUUCUAAAUAUUGUAAUAAUCGUGAAUUCAAAGCAGGAAUAAAUUGUAUUUUAGCUACAUUACGCUUUCAUGUCUUACUGUGUUUUUGUUUGAUUGGGUGAUAUAAGCUGUUAAAACCCAUACUGAGCUUUCCAGCAGCAAUCUAUUCAUUUCAAAAAGGUUCACAUAAUGUGCUACAGUAUGAAAAACAAGGUAUAACAUCAAACCAUGACAUUUUGUGAAAUAGAGAGGACACAUUGCAUUCACUACACAUACAUAAUUGGACCAUUUCCAAACUUGAAUAUAG